Oncorhynchus keta (chum salmon) is the source of this 4430-nucleotide messenger RNA. RefSeq names its product biotinidase-like. The record is from RefSeq and is a predicted model, not a curated record. Gene Ontology annotation, molecular function: hydrolase activity, acting on carbon-nitrogen (but not peptide) bonds, in linear amides. The transcript is spliced from 7 exons. NCBI's taxonomy places the organism in Eukaryota, Metazoa, Chordata, Actinopteri, Salmoniformes, Salmonidae. The coding region runs from base 307 to 1980 and encodes 557 amino acids.
AGAAGCCGGCAAUACAGCAAUAGACUGCCAUAAAACCUUAAAGAAGAAGACAGGGCAGUAGAAACAACAACACACAUGUAUUAGAUAUAGCUACAGUAGCUAGUUAAUGUAACAACAACGUGUUAAUAUUGCAUCCAUUCUAUCAACAGCUAUACUUUUGUGAAACAGGUCAGAAUUAUAAACAAACUCGCGGUUUUAUUUGUUUAACGAGUGUUGAGAACUUUGGACUGAGUGACCAUUGAACUCGUACUGACCGGUCCUCCCUAUCAGAGUUCCCCAUCUAUCCCGGGCUCUGGUCAGUCAGCCAUGGCCCUCCGUGUCCUCCAGGCCGUGGCGGCGGUGGCUGUUCUUUGUCGGUUCCCCGUAACGUUAACUCGGGCUGGGGACAGGUCAGAGGGGACUCCCGGCAAAUCCUACGUGGCUGCGGUAUACGAGCACCGGGUUAUUCUGAACCCGGAGCCGCACGUACCUCUGUCCCGGGACGCGGCGCUCAAGCACAUGAUGAGCAACCUGGAUGUGUACGAGGAGCAGGCCGCGCGAGCUGCGGAACAGGGGGCUCAGAUCAUAGUAUUUCCAGAGGAUGGUCUUCAGGGGUUUAACUUCAGUCGUCUGUCCAUCUCUGCUUACCUAGAGACCAUCCCUGACCCACAGUCUGAGGACUGGAACCCCUGUACACAGACAGACAGACACACCCACACUGAGGUAUGUACAGAGCCGGAUCCAGAACGAAUCACACAGAGUUACACAUGGAGUCACCCCACCUGCCCCCCCGAUGGGCGCUGGCAGUUCAACACUGAUGUUGUCUUCAGGUGGGAUGGUUCCCUGGCGGCACGCUAUCACAAACACAACCUGUACUUUGAGAAGGCCUUCGAUGCCCCGCCCACACUCGAGGUGGUGACCUUUGACACGCCGUUCGCCGGACGGUUUGGAGUGUUCACCUGCUUCGACAUCCUGUUCCAUGACCCUACCGUCAGACUACUGGAGCAGGGUGUCAGACAGAUGGUCUACCCUACAGCCUGGAUGAACCAGCUUCCUCUGUUGUCAGCCGUUCAGUUCCAGAGAGCCUUCAGUCUGGGAGCUAACACCACUCUGCUGGCGGCUAACAUCAGGGCAGACAGCCUGGGUAUGACAGGAAGUGGCAUCUUCACCCCUGGUACUGCCAUCUACCACCAUGCCAGGGCUGGGCAGCCAGAGGAGGGGAGGCUGCUGGUGCUGAGGAUACCUGUACUGGACACUGCCUGGCUGGGAACAGAGACAAGGGCCAAGGGGCAGGCAGGAGGAGAGGAGGGGGAGGCAGGAGGAGAGACUGCAAGAGGAGAGGGAGAGGGGGAGGCAGGAGGACAGACUGCAAGAGGAGAGGGGAAGGCAGGAGGAGAGACUGCUUAUACCAGGUCACCUAAGCCUCUGUCUGGACAGAGGGAGGGCAACUCUGGGUUCUGUCUACAGGAGAGCCAACACUGCCGGGAGGAUUCUCUCUCUACCUCUCCUCCUGCCUUCUCUCCCUCAUCCCCCUUUCCUUUCACCUCCUCUAUGAUGUAUGAUCCCUUCUCCUUCCUCCUGCUGAGUGGUUCAGAGGGCCAGCUGACAGUGUGUGACGGUCGUUUCUGCUGCCACCUGCAGUACCGGCGCUCCCCACAGGGGGGCAAUACGGAGCUCUAUGCUCUAGGAGCGUUCUCUGGCACUCACACGGUUAACGGACGCUACAAUGUACAGGUGUGCGCGUUGGUCCGCUGUUUGGGGUCGGAGGUCAGCUCCUGUGGACAGGAAGUGGAGGAGGCAGAGUCGAGAGUUGACUUCCUAUUGGAGGGGAAGUUCGGAACCCGUCACGUUUACCCGUCGUUGCUAGGUAGCGGCAUGGUUCUAGAACAACCUGACCAGGUCAAGACGACCGCAGAUGGUCGCGUGGCCAUGGAACACUCAGGGAUGAGCGUCGGACUAGUGACCGCAUGUCUCUACGGCAGGGUGUACGACCAGGACUGAGGUGUGUGAGAGAGAGGUUGCGGUCCAAACACUUAAGAUACACCCUCGUCCACUUACCCUCGCCUUAUGCCCUUGGGGAAAUCCCCGUCGCCAUCUUGGAGGGCUUUCCAAAUGAUUAGCCAAGCAAGGGAAGUUAUCAAACGUAAGCCCCUCAGCCCUCGUUUUUAGUUGGCUUAGCGAGUGUACAAUUAUGUUCACUCCUGGGCCCGAAACUCCCCAUAAUUCAAUUCACGACGAUUGUACAUCUUGUCAGCGAAAACGUAUAAACAACAUCAAUGGAGAAGUCAACAUAAAAACAGUAAAAACAAAUGCAAAUAAGUUAGAAAUUGUGCUACUAAUGCACAUGACGGCACAAACACGUCUCGUAAAAAGUAAAUAUGCUUUUGUUUGGUUAUCUUUUGGAAAUUGUAGAGAAAAAAUAUAUAUAUAUUCUUCAGAAGUUCCAGCUGGGUAGGCUAAUGUUACUUAGCCAAUUCAUUUACUAGCAAUCAUACAGUAGGCGUAUAUUAAUAAUUAUAAAUUUAAUAUAAGUAGACAUGCACUCAUAAUUGACUGUAGCGCAUAGAACGCACCCACAAGCUACCGGUGGCUGAAAACACAAUCAUCUCGGGAUGAACCAGUGACACAUUUCCAGCCAAGUGUGAUCCCUUUAAAAAUCAUUCCUUCCUCCUUUGUCCCUUGAAUACUCGUCAGACGUCAUCAGAAGUGUCCACUUAAGUUGAGGGUUGAGGGGAUAGGGUGUGUCUUAAGUGUUGGGACCGCAACCAGGGAGAGAGCGUGAGAGAGGGUGUGUGUUUGGGUUAAAUGAUUGUGUGGUCCCAUAAAGUGAACCAAUCUUCUACCUCAGUAAAUAAGUAUUCUCUUUUGUCCUCCGUCCUGUUUCUGAACUGUAUCCAUGACACCCUAUUCUGCAAUGUUGUCGGGGGUUACGCCAAAUAAAAAUAGGAUUCACCAACAACAAAAAAUAUUGUAUUUUUAAAAAUAUUUUUUUAACAUUUUCAAACAGCACAUUUAUAAUUUUCCAUGUUUGAGGUUUGUUUUCUUGCCUCGUUUCACUGCCAAAAAUAAAAUUAAACCUUCUUGUGUUCAGCGAAAUAACAACACAAUGUGAAAUACAGGUAGCCUAGUCAAAUAAUGAACAUCCAAUCACAUUAACCGUUACUCUCUUGCGGGAAUUCCACUAACGGUCCGUAUGAAGCCAAACGUAGCUUCUGCUCAUGUUGGUAUCUGUACUGAUGGCGUGAAAUCCAUGACAGGGAGACAUAGUGGAGUAGUAACACGUGUGCAAGCAGUUGCUCCCGACACUUGGGUCCACUGCAGCAUCCACCAAGAGGCUCUUGCUGCCAAGGGAAAGCCUGACAGCUUGAAAUAUGUUUUGGACACUACAGUGAAAAUGGUUCACUUUGUUAGAGAGGCCCCUGAACUCGUGUAUUUUCUGCACUAUGCAAUGAUAUGGGCAGCGACCAUGUAACGCUUCUACAACAGACAGAAGUGCGCUGGUUAUCAAGGGGCAAAAUAUUGACACUUUUUUAAAUUGAGAGACGAGCUUAACGUUUUCUUUACUGACCAUAAUUUCACUUGUCUGACUGCUUGCAUGAUGACGAGUUUCUCACACGACUGGCCUAUCUGGGUGAUGUUUUUUCUCACCUGAAUGUUCUGAAUCUAGGAUUACAGGGACUCUUUGCAACUAUAUUCAAUGUGCGGGACAAAAUUGAGGCUAUGAUGAAUAAGUUGGAGCUCUUCUCUGUCUGCAUUAACAAGGACAACACACAGGUCUUUCUUUCCAUCAUUGCAUUAUUUUUUUGAGUGCAAAUGAACUCAAGUUUACGGACAAUGUCGAAUGUGAUAUAGCAAAGCACCUGAGUGAGUCGGGUGUGCAAUUACACAGGUACAUUCCCCAAAUGGAUGACAAACAACUGGAUUCGUUAUCCCUUUCAUGCCCUGCCUCCAGUCCACUUACUAAUAUCUGAACAAGAGAGCCUCAUCGAAAUUGCAACAAGCGGUUCUGUGAAAAUUGAAUUCAUCAGAAGCCACUGCCAGAUUUCUGGAAUGGGCUGCGCCAAGAGUAUCCUGCCUUGGCAAAUCGCAUUGUUAAAACACUCAGCUCUCACCAGCAUGAAAACUACAUACAAGCACAGACUGUGUGUGGGAAAUGAUUUAAGACUGAGACUCUCUCCAAUACAUCCCAACAUUGCAGAGUUAUGUGCAUUCUUUCAAGCACACCCUUCUCAUUAACCUGUGGUGAGUUAUUCACCAUUUUCAAAUUAAAAAAUAAGGAUUUAUAUGUAAAAUGGUUAAAUAAAGAUAAUAAUUAUUGAUUAUUAUUUGAGCCCUGGUCCUAUAAGAGCUCUUUGUCACUUCCCACGAGCCGGGUUGUGACAAAAACUCACACUCAUUCUUAUGUUUAAUAAAUGUGUUGUGUUUAAUAUAGUGUGUUGUGUGGCAGGCUU